CGGAGGCGGGAUUUCCGGUUUUCAUCUCUCGUUCUCGCGUGGCGGCGUUGCCGGCCUAUCGGCGAGUCGGUCUUGAGGCUGAAUCAGAAAAAGAAGCCGCGACGAGGGCUGAGGCGAUGGCUUGGGCUGCGGCCUCUCUGCCCGCCGACAAGUCUCGGUUCAUCUGUAUAUAUCCAGCUUACAUAAAUAACAAGAAGACAAUAGCAGAAGGAAGAAGAAUUCCUGUUGACAAAGCUGUUGAAAAUCCAACAUCUACAGAAAUCCAAGACGUAUGUGCAGCAGUUGGACUUAAUGUGCUUUUGGAGAAAAACAAAAUGUAUCCCAGAGAAUGGAACCGGGACGCACAGUAUAGGGGCAGAGUGCGGAUUCAGAUCAAGCAAGAAGAUGGGAAUCCAUGUUUACCUCAGUUUCCAACACGUAAGGCAGUGAUGCUAUAUGCAGCAGAAACUAUCCCCAAACUGAAAACAAGGACACAAAAAAUGGGCGGCAGCGACCAAAGUCUACAGCAAGGAGAAGGAGGCAAAAAAGGGAAAGGAAAGAAGAAGAAAUGAUUGUGGCUGGUCCAAGACUUGCACACUAAGUUGAACAUGGAGAUGGAAUAUUGACUUAUGCUUGUGGCAUGAAAGCUGAAGAAACAUGCAAGAGCUAUUCAAGUUGUUUGUCCUUUUUUGGAAUUGGAGUGCAUUUAAUGUGCAUAUUUGUAUAUUGCAGUCCAAUCCAUUUGUGAUCACAACUAGGAAUGCAUGCCCUUUCAACUUGUAAAGUACUUUAAUUGAAUGGAUGUUUUUAUUUUUAGAAAUAGUUUAAAAACUGGAUGCACAUAAUACUCUAUGAAUCUGGUUGGCUUGGAUACAGUCCACAUUGUUCAAGAUGAUGUUGGGAUGGGUUAAUUCAAUAUUGUGGGCUUCUGAAUUGAUUUUCACUCCUGGUUAAAAAGUAAGUAAAUUUGCUUUUUGAAACAUAAAA
Hemicordylus capensis (graceful crag lizard) is the source of this 966-nucleotide messenger RNA. RefSeq names its product signal recognition particle 19 (gene SRP19). Gene Ontology annotation, molecular function: 7S RNA binding. Bases 117 to 551 code for a protein of 144 amino acids. Gene Ontology annotation, cellular component: signal recognition particle, endoplasmic reticulum targeting. The transcript is spliced from 5 exons. Gene Ontology annotation, biological process: SRP-dependent cotranslational protein targeting to membrane, signal sequence recognition; SRP-dependent cotranslational protein targeting to membrane. The record is from RefSeq and is a predicted model, not a curated record. Lineage: Eukaryota; Metazoa; Chordata; Lepidosauria; Squamata; Cordylidae.